This is a messenger RNA of Nomia melanderi (Alkali bee), 474 nucleotides long. NCBI's taxonomy places the organism in Eukaryota, Metazoa, Arthropoda, Insecta, Hymenoptera, Halictidae. The record is from RefSeq and is a predicted model, not a curated record.
AUGAUGCAGAAGAAGAACCAGAAGAAGAAGAAGAAGAAGAAGAAGAAGAAGAAGAAGAAAUGGAGGCAUGAGAAGAAACGGACAGUGGAAAGGGGUAAAGAGGACGGGAGCGGGAGGGAAUCAGAAACGAAGGUUCACAUUUCGGACCGCACCGAUACCAAUACUUUAGAAACCACUACAAAGCAGCUAAAAGUAUCAAUACUCCAUCUCCAUUCCCAAUACACCAUUAAAAACAAUAAAAAGGAGAUCAACACAAAAUCCCAAUCCCUCCAACCUCACAAACUUCAAAAUGGUGUGCACAUCAAACAUUCCUCGACCAAAGAACCUACCCCAUUCCGAUGCGACAACUAUCAAAAAUCGGCUCUGAAAAAAGAGAAAACGCAGAAACGUGGGACAACUAUCAAAAAUCGAAGCUCCUCGAGGAAGGAAAACGUGGAAACGUUACCGUGGACAGCAAGAGAGCACAAGAAGUAA